GAUGUGCGUUUAGGGUGAGCCAUCGGUGAGGUUCAGCUCUGGGGUGGAGCACGAAUGUUCUGUGAGACAUUCCCGAGUAAUGUAUUGCUUUGCUAAGAAAUAAUGUAAUUUUCUACAAUAGCAUCAUCCCCCCGCGUUUUCGUAUUUAGCAAUACAUUGUAUACAACUUGCAUUAUUCUUCCAGGACGACCCAGCGUUAUCUGAACCAGAAUCUGAACAGCGCCACCCCGAGAAUUAUGGAUACUAGAGCUUUAAAGAAUCCGUAUACAGAUUAUGAUGGGACGCCCGCCUGCACACAACACCUGUUCGACUCGCAGGGCAAACUGACAGAGGACUUUGCUGGGCGUGUGCGCAGUAAGAUCAAUGAGCUUCUCUCCCUGAUGGAAAAUGGCCUCCGGUCAGCUGACCCCAGGGACUGCACCGGCUACACCGGAUGGACGGGCAUCGCCCUGCUGUACCUGCACCUCUCCGACGUGUUUGGCGAGGCCUCCUUCCUGCAGAGGGCGCUGGACUACGCGAGCCGCAGCCUGCAGUGCCUGACGCGCCGCUCGGUGACGUUCCUGUGCGGCGACGCGGGGCCGCUAGCGACCGCGGCCGUGGUCUACCACAGGCUGCAGCGGCCGCAGGAGGCCGAGGACUGUCUGACGAGGCUCCUGCAGCUCCACCAGCCGGUGGUCAGGGGGGAGGGCAAGCUGCCAGACGAGCUGCUGUACGGCCGGAUCGGCUACCUCUUCGCCCUCGUCUUCAUCAACCAGCAGUUCGGACAGGAGAAGAUCCCCGUGCAGCUCAUUCAAGAGAUCUCCGAGGCCAUCCUGGCCUCUGGGGAGAAGCUGUCCAUGAAGCGCCGGUACCAGAGUAAGAGCCCGCUCUUCUACGAGUGGUACCAGGAAGACUACGUCGGUGCCGCCCACGGCCUAUCAGGAAUCUACUACUUCCUCAUGCAGCCUGGUUUCGGGGUGGGGGACGACAGGCUGGUGAGGCUGGUCAAGCCCAGCGUGGACUUCGUGCGGCAGAUCAAGUUCCCGUCGGGAAACUUCCCCCCGUGUGUGGGCGACGCGCGCGACCUGCUGGUGCACUGGUGCCACGGCGCCCCCGGUGUCGUCUACAUGUUACUGCAGGCACACAGGGUUUUCGGGGAGGACCAGUACCUGGGCGAGGCUCUGCAGUGCGGCGAGGUGAUCUGGAGGUGGGGUCUGCUGAAGAAGGGAUACGGCCUGUGUCACGGAGCCGCAGGAAACGCGUACGGAUUCCUGGCGCUCUACAAACACACCGGCGCCCCCCAGCACCUGUACCGUGCCUGCAAGUUUGCAGAGUGGUGCAUGGACUACGGCAAACAUGGCUGCCGGACUCCGGACACGCCCUUCUCUCUCUUUGAAGGCAUGGCUGGAACCAUCUACUUCCUGGCGGACCUUCUGCAGCCGCUGAGGUCGAAGUUCCCCGCGUUUGAGAUGUGAAUCCCCGGCCCUACGUGCACUUCUCUCAGUGGGACGUCCACCCACUCCGUCGCAGGGCGGAGGGGCCGCUGUGAGGGUUGUGUCCGGGUGUUGUGUCGUUCGGCUCCAGGGUGCGCUGCGCCGUUUCCUGGUGCGUUCUGAGUGCGCUGUCCCCGCUAGUGCUAACGUGCCAUUCAUAACCCUGAAAACCGUGGCUGUGUCCAUUGCACUUAAUGUGAAUCUUCAUGUCUUAGAGACCUGCUGGUGACGAAGCUAGCGCAGUGUGGUGUGGAUACACUGGACCAAGGGCGUCUGUCUAAAGAUGCUAAUAGUUGUGAAAAGGGAUGAUUGAGACGAUGGGGGGAUGCAAAGCUAGUUUUAGGUUUGGCUGACAUUUUAUGCUGCAUCGAUCAAUUUAAUUUUUCUUAGAAUCCAUCAGAUGGAGAAUUUAUGUGCAAAGAUAUUUGAUUUUGGCUGCGAAAGGAGGUUGUCAGGCCAAAGGUUGUUUCAGAUUUGUAAAAAAAAAAAAAAACAAUCAUAUGAUGCAGAUCUUGCUGCUUUUAGUUUGCUCAAAAGUGACUUUCCCUUGGUACCUGGUGACCACCGAGAUUUAUGCAUUUAUUUUAUUUUAUAUGCAUCUAAUAUGGAAUAUGAACUCACACAAGAUUUGCCACUUCAUGCUUCUUACUGAAAAACCCAUUAAUUUAUUAAACAAAGAAAAAAUUGGCUUUAUACUGGAAAACUUCACAGCAGGUGUGUAGGCAGAAGGUUAACCAUACAGAGGUCUGGAAGGCCAGGCCAAUGUCUGCCCUUCACAUAGCAAGGCCUCCACUGCCCCCGCAUCUUCACAUAUUCUGUUGGUUGUAGCUGUCAGUACAAUGAUGUGGCACUUAUCAAUAUUCUUCUCUGGUUGGUGUAUUCAUCUGUAAGUUGCUGGAAUUAAUGUGUCAUGCAGUAAAAUGCAUGUCCACUUUUGCUAUGGGUAAGAUCAGUGUUAGUUUCCUUAAAUAACCACCUUUGGUACAUUUGGCCAAUGAGAUUUUUGUUCCGAAUGCAUGGCUGUACACACUUUUCGUUUUGUACAUAAAUGGUAGAUGGGUUUGUUUUUAUGUUACUGUUGUGAUAAACACAGUGGGUAAGCACUUCCUACUCAACUCAUACUUUAGUUUGUGUUUCUUCAUUGAAAUUCUACUGUUUCUCUAUUGCUUCCCUGCUACACAAGCUCAGCAAUAAAAUGGUCUUCUGCA
Molecule: messenger RNA, 2680 nt
Organism: Conger conger (European conger)
Lineage: Eukaryota; Metazoa; Chordata; Actinopteri; Anguilliformes; Congridae
Gene: lancl1
Product: LanC antibiotic synthetase component C-like 1 (bacterial)
Exons: 10
Coding region: 237-1454 (405 amino acids)
Biological process (GO): carbohydrate metabolic process; peptide modification
Cellular component (GO): plasma membrane
Source: RefSeq, a predicted model, not a curated record